GUGGAUUCAGAGAAAAGAAAAGAAAUCAGAAAAAUUAAAACCCUCUUCUCUCCACCAGUCCGCCUGGAAGUCUCACUGUGAGAGAUAUUAUAGAUAUAUACAUACGCUAUUCGCGGAUAUAAUUGCAGUGGUUUUACUUAUUUUUCUGAAUCACGGGUCGUGAUGGAAGGUCCGAGUAAUGGCGGAUUGUUGUACCACGAAGUUCAGGAGUCAAAGCUCUGCGCCGUACAUUGCGUGAACACAGUGUUGCAGGGUCCCUUCUUUUCCGAGUUCGAUUUGGCUGCCCUUGCGUCCGAUCUCGAUCGCAAGGAGCGUCAGAUGAUGCUUGAAGGAGAUGCCGUCUCCGAUGAUUUCCUCCGCUUCGAUUCUGAAGGGUCUCAUAAUGUCUCCAUGGACGGCGACUUUAGCAUCCAGGUUCUCCAGAAGGCUCUGGAAGUGUGGGACCUGCAAGUCAUCCCCCUUGACUGCCCUGUAGCUGAGCCUGCCCAAAUUGACCCAGAGAUGGAAAAUGCAUUUAUCUGUCACUUGCAGGAUCAUUGGUUCUGCAUCAGGAAAGUAAAUGGAGAGUGGUAUAACUUUGACAGUCUAUGUGCAGCUCCUGAACACCUCUCAAAGUUCUAUCUUUCAGCCUAUCUUGACUCUCUAAAAGGCUUUGGAUGGAACAUUUUCCUGGUCAGGGGAAACUUCCCAAAGGAGUGCCCCAUCUCAUCAUCUGAAGCUUCUAAUGGUUUUGGGCAGUGGCUUUCACCUGAAGAUGCCCAGAGGAUCACUAAAUCUUCCAAUGUGGAUCAAGCAGCUCCUCAAGGAACCAACUUGUCACAACAAACCUUGGAUCCUGAUCUACCAUUUAGGGAAGAGGAUGCACUCUCUGAUAUGGAAGAUGAAGAUUUGAAGGCUGCGAUUGCUGCCAGCUUGGUGGAUUCCAAUCCGCCGAGUGCUGGGACAACCAACACUGGAGAUGUAAAUCAAUAACAGCUAUCAGCUAAGAAUCCGCAGAAGACGGAAUUUUUGAACUUAAAAGAAUCCUUUAAUCGAACAAUCUGGAUUCAACUACACAUGUCUAUUCAGAUACGGAGUUUUGGCUGCUAUCUUCGUUUUGAAGUUAUAGUUAUGUGUUGAAUGUAUUAAUUUACCAAAUUAUCCUUCGUAAUGCUUUGUCAAAGUUAAUGAUGUAAAGGACCCUUUUUUGAAAGGGUUUUACUAAGGUUUUGAAUUGGGUGGACUACCCUGUUUCUUUAGAAACAUAAAAUUGUCAUAGUGGGAGAGAGAGAGAGAGAUGAUUAUUGAAGCACAAAAUCUGUUUCUCUUAAAUUGUAAUCGGUACGUACCACAGUGUUCACAUAUUUUCGCUUACAUGUGUUACAUUGUUUUAGUUUUUAUCGGCUUUGAUUUUAUCA
Messenger RNA from Macadamia integrifolia, 1397 nucleotides. Its product is annotated as ataxin-3 homolog. Gene Ontology annotation, biological process: protein deubiquitination. The transcript is spliced from 2 exons. Gene Ontology annotation, cellular component: nucleus. The record is from RefSeq and is a predicted model, not a curated record. NCBI's taxonomy places the organism in Eukaryota, Viridiplantae, Streptophyta, Magnoliopsida, Proteales, Proteaceae. Gene Ontology annotation, molecular function: cysteine-type deubiquitinase activity. Bases 163 to 972 code for a protein of 269 amino acids.